CUCGCCUCAUUGUUGCGCUGCGAACCGCCGCCGAAGAUGCCGGAGGAGAAGAAGACGGCUCCCAAGAAGGGCGCUAAGAAGGCCAUGAACAAAACGCCGGUGAAGGGCGGCAAGAAGCGGAGGAAGCUGAGGAAGGAGAGUUACUCCAUCUACAUCUACAAGGUGAUGAAGCAGGUCCACCCCGACACCGGCAUCUCCUCCAAGGCCAUGAGCAUCAUGAACUCGUUCGUCAACGACAUCUUCGAGCGGAUCGCGGGCGAGGCUUCCCGCCUGGCCCACUACAACAAGCGGUCGACCAUCAGCUCCCGGGAGAUCCAGACCGCCGUGCGCCUGCUGCUGCCCGGGGAGCUGGCCAAGCACGCCGUGUCGGAGGGCACCAAGGCGGUGACCAAGUACACCAGCUCCAAGUGAAGGCCCGCCGCCGCAAAACAAAGGCUCUGCAAACCGCCGGAAGCCUGUGUUAGAGGAUAUGGACUGGGUUGUUUGAGAACUAUGUCUUUAGUUGAGAAUUUCUUCUGUAUUUUUAUGAUUCAAUGUUCUGGGAAUUAUUGCCUCCUGUUCACGGACUGAACGGUUGUGAUUGCCGUUCGAACGAAGGAGCCGGUGCCGUGAUUGUGUUGUCUGAAGGCUCCCGGCAGUCCCGUGUAGGCUAGUCUGCAGCUGCAGGCUGGCGUCGCUCUGUCAAUGUUUAUUGUGACUGUUGUUCAUUAAACUAGACCCUUUUCUCUA
Mobula hypostoma (lesser devil ray) is the source of this 729-nucleotide messenger RNA. Its product is annotated as histone H2B 1/2-like. Gene Ontology annotation, molecular function: protein heterodimerization activity; structural constituent of chromatin; DNA binding. Gene Ontology annotation, cellular component: nucleosome. The transcript has a single exon. The record is from RefSeq and is a predicted model, not a curated record. Lineage: Eukaryota; Metazoa; Chordata; Chondrichthyes; Myliobatiformes; Myliobatidae. Bases 37 to 411 code for a protein of 124 amino acids.